AGUCAUCAUGGUUACCUUAUAAUAUGGAGUAAAAUGCCGGACAGAGCAGGUCAUAGCAUUCCAGUAUCAUCAAAGUAAUGAAGUAGCUUUAAUUGAAAUUUUGAACAACUUUUCAUUACGUCCUAGCUAUCCAGACACACUAAUUAUCAAGAACUUGUCAAUUUUGGAUGCGAUAAACUCUAGGUAUAUAAAGCCAUUGUGCACUUCAACUGCAAAACAUACCCACCAAAGUAACGAAAAACAACAAAUCAGUGCAGCAUUCGGCAAUGGCACAAAAAAUAACUCUCGUCCUCGCGUUUUUGGCGGUCAUCCUCUUAGCAGCAGUUAUCCAGGGAAGCCAUGCAGUGGAAUACACCGUAACAAACACUGCCUUGUCCACCCCAGGUGGUGCCCGAUUCCGGAGGGACAUCGGGGUCCAAUACAGCAAGCAAAUGCUCGACUCCGCCACAAAUUUCAUAUGGAGGAUCUUCCAGGAGAACACUCCUGCCGACAGAAAAAACCUCCAAAAAGUUGACAUGUUCGUUGACGACAUUGAUGGUGUUGCCUAUACAGUCAACAAUGAGAUUCACGUAAGUGCAAGGUUCAUCCAAGGUUACUCGGGCGACGUUAAAAGAGGGAUUGUUGGCGUUCUCUACCAUGAGAUGACGCAUGUUUGGCAGUGGACUGGGAAUGGACAGGCUCCCCGAGGAUUGAUCGAAGGAAUUGCUGAUUAUGUGAGGCUUAAAGCCGGGUAUGUUCCUCAGCAUUGGGUGAAACCUGGGCAAGGCGACCGGUGGGAUCAAGGAUACGAUGUCAGCGCCCGCUUUCUUGAUUACUGCAGUAGCCUGAAAAAUGGUUUUGUUGCGCAACUCAACAAGAAGAUGAGAAAUGGUUAUAGCAAUAGCUAUUUUGUUGAGCUGCUGGCCAAGUCCGUCGACCGACUCUGGAAGGAUUACAAAGCUAAAUUUAAUAACUAAACAUACGUGCUAAAAUGCUAUGAUUAAAUAUAAUGAAACUAUGUAUAGGAGAAUAAGUCUGUCCUGUACUCCAUGGAUUAAGUUGCAUUUAGAUGCAGCAUGCAUGGAAGGAUGUGGAUGGCCUCCUAAAAAGUUAGUAAUAACGAAAUAAAUUCCAUGAUAUUUUUAUCCUUAAUUUCGCUCAUUCCAAAUUUCAGACCACCUAUUUUAAGUAUUU
Messenger RNA from Coffea arabica (coffee), 1173 nucleotides. RefSeq lists its product as uncharacterized. NCBI's taxonomy places the organism in Eukaryota, Viridiplantae, Streptophyta, Magnoliopsida, Gentianales, Rubiaceae. The record is from RefSeq and is a predicted model, not a curated record.